Messenger RNA from Ogataea angusta, 1401 nucleotides. RefSeq lists its product as uncharacterized. The record is from RefSeq and is a predicted model, not a curated record. NCBI's taxonomy places the organism in Eukaryota, Fungi, Ascomycota, Pichiomycetes, Pichiales, Pichiaceae. The transcript has a single exon. Bases 1 to 1401 code for a protein of 466 amino acids.
AUGAACGCCGCGACCCGUACUCACCCAGAGUACCACGACCAAGGCAGCCUGCCGCCCGCGGCCUCUGUUGACGCGUACGACGACAACAUGUCCACGAUCCAGCGUGCUGGGCUUCGCCAGACAUCGCUUUCUGCGCACAUCCAGCAGCAACAGAAAAAGAAGCACCGGCCGAAAACCAUGUUGCUUGGCGAGCUGAACGCGUCGGGCAGCUCUCCCACGGCGUCCAUGGCGCCUCCUUUUGCUCCUGCGAUGGGCAAUUACGGGUCCAGAGUCCAGUCUAUGGCGAGUGUCGGAAGCGCGUCGAACUCGUCGCUGCCGUACGGGUACCACGAUUUCCACCAGCCGGGCAGUCCGUACGGCGGCUCGCAGCAUUCUCUGCCCGCGAACCGGUCGCCCACGUUGUCUGGCUCGCCGGCCGCGUUCAAUCCUGACUAUAGCAAGUACGCUCCUUCGCCCGGCCCUGGGCCCGCUGCUGCGCAGUAUAUGCCCAGCCGGAUCAUCGCGCCCGGCCUGCGGAACGUGUCGCCGGCCUCGCCGCCGGCGAAUUCGGCGAACCACGCCGCGCGCGUGUCGAUUAGCUCGGCCCUCUCGUUUAUUGGCUAUUCUCCGAAAAAGGAGAACGGCGUGUUCACGCCGGACUCGUCGACCGGGAAGGCGCUGGACGACGACUUUGCGGACGCGAUCGACGACGACGCGCCGCCGCUGAGCGAGCAGGUGGCCCAACUCAGACAGCAGGUCGAGGAGCUGGAAAAGGAGAAGGGGCGGCUGGAAAAGGAGAAGCUGGGCGAGCAGGAAAAGGCCGGCGUGCUCGAGCAGCGCGUAGGGCGCAUGAGCGAGAGCUACGAGGCGCUCAGGAGCGAAAACGAGGCCCUGAAGGAGCAACUGGAGGCCAGAAACAAAAUAUUCGAGAGCAGCCACGAGGAGGCCAGAAAGCUGCAGCAGAAGCUGGACUCUGCGAACGAGGAGAUCUCGUCGUUGACGGCGGUGGUCGAGUCGGUGGUGGGCGCGCUCCCAGAGCAUAUAAAGAGCAAAGACCGGUUCAUGGACUUUGCUUCCAAGACGAGACUAGACACACGGUUCAGAGACAAAAUCGACACCACGGCGGCCGUCUUCGCGCAGGAGCAGGGCCCGAUCGACACGGACGACAAAGUGCUGGACAUGUUCCGUGAGGAGGUCAGGGCGCUGAGCGAGAAGGUGGCCCAGCUGGAGAAGCGCAGGACAGAAACAGAAAAAAUCCUCAAGCACCACAUAUACACGGGCAACCAGACCAUUAAACACCUGGCGCAGCGGAACCGCGCCGUUUCGAGCCCGGCAGGACCCAAAAGGGAGCUCAAGAUCAUCGACAUCGUGCAGCCGACGCUCAGCGUGCCGGAGAUGAAGAAAAGCCAGAAUAAAAAAUGA